UCUCUCUCUCUCUCUCUGCAGAGGUUUUCUCGGUGGCCAAACAGAAUCCAAUGAUUCGCCACAGGAGAACAGUCUUCGCAAUCCUCUUUUACAUCGUUUUCCUUUCACCCGCCAUAGGUAAAACCUUCAAAACAUCUCGAAUUAGAUCCGGAUUUUCCAUUCAAACCUCCCGAUUUCAACAUUGCCCCUUCCUAACGCCUCUCACUCCAUAAGAGAUCGAUCACUUUCUCUCAUCUCUCUCAUGACUCUCCUGACAAGCUUGGACAGCUCUCCGCCUCUGCUUUCGCUGUCCCCCCUCUCGGAUUCCCUCCGUACGAGUGGUGGUUGGAAUCCCUCGAUGACAUUGCUCACAACGGCCCCGACGCCUCCAUGAUAUUCUUGGAGAGGAUCCGUUUGUGGUGUCGGAAUAUGGGGUUGAGUUCGUCAGAGGGUUUCAGGAAGGGAAGCAAGACGAAGGUACCGAGAAGAAGAUACGACGACGACUGAUGGUCAUGACGAUGAUGAAAUACUCAUGUUGUCUGCUAGUUGCAAGCAUUUCACUGCAUAUGUCCUGGAGAAAUGGGGGAAUUUUGCUGGAUACAACUUCGAUGGUGUGUGGAUAUCAAUUGCGGAACUUACGUGCUUCGGGACACGCAUUCUGCUCUUGAGCCAGGGAAUGUGAGGGGAGAACAUGUUAAUGAGGCUCUUCUGCAUCUUUUCUCUGUCCAACUUCGGCUUGGGCUUUUUGAUGGCGAUCCAAGAAAAGGGCAAUUCACAAAACUCGGAUCGAAUGACAUCUGUGACCCAGUUCACAAGAAGCUGGCACCGAAAGCAGCUGAAGAGGGCAUUCUGCUUCUGAAGAAUGAAAUGAACCUGUUGCCUUUCUAUAAAAAUGAUGUUUCCUCUUUAGGAAUCAUUGGUCCAAUGGAAAAUAAGACAGAGAAUAUUGGCCAGCGGCUUUACCGGAAAGUCAUGUGACCUGAAGACCAUGUUCCAGGGGCUCCUAGUUUUUGCAAGGAAAACGUCUUGUGCAGCUGGUUGCCAUUGAAUUUAGAGAGAAUUAAAACAAUGGAAGAGAGAAUUUGGAAAAAGAUUCUCUUGGAUUAAUAUGAAAUGAAGUAUACAAUGGUAUUUAUAACGCUAAACCGCAUACUGUAAUAGUUGCCCCGCUGUGUCUUGUGAUUCUGCUACUGGAUUUGCUGAAGCUGUGGCCAUUGCAGACUUCGUUAUUGGAUCUUGAUCGAGGUAGUCUUGCUUUGCCUGGUAAACAGAAGCUGUUAGCAGAAAGCCAGUGAUCCUAGUAAUAACCGGUGGGGACCCAAUUGAUGUUUCAUUUGCCAAAACCGGCCCAAGAAUCACGAGCAUUCUCUGGAUUGAUUAUCCUGGUGAAACCGGUGGACAAGCACUUGCUGAAAUGAUAAUUCAGUGAUCACAAUCGAGGUUAGUCCAAUAAUGCAACCAUCAUUACAGCCAUUGUACCAUCAUCAUCAUGAGAAGUCCUAUGCUCUUGCGAUCGGUUGAAAUUAGAUACAACACCAUUCUUUCUUUCCUCUGUAGAUUAAACAUCAUCCGAGGGCACAUGUGUGCUAUGCAGGCUUUAUAGAAACAUGUGGAAGAUUUGCAGUAACGUUGGUGUCCUGAAUCACAUUCAUCUGAGGUGCCAAUGACCAAUAUGCACAUCUGAGCUGACCCUUCUCGAGGAUAUCCCGGAAGAACAUAACGGUUCUAUAGCUGGACCUCACAUGUCUGCUCGUUUGUACAUGGUUUGAGCUACACCAAACAAGAUCAAUAAUCAGCACUAAGCAUGCUGAGCUUAUCAGGAUUGUUAGAGCAGCCUUCUCGGCAGAAAUCUUCUCCAACACAUAAGAAACUACAACUCAGACGAGUCACUGAGUUUUCAGGACAGCGUUGCUGUGACAAACACCGGAGAAAUGGACGGUAGCGACGUUCUUGAGAAUGUCUCUGAUUUUCCCGGUUGUUCGGCGGAAACAGCAGAUUGGGUUCGAUCGUGUUCAUUGUCCGAGUGACUGAAACAGUGUUUCUGAUCGAACCCUGCAAGCAUCUCAGCCAUUUGCGAACUCUGUCGGGAAAAGGGUGAUGCAGAAGAACUUGCUGUUUCUCUUGACGUGAGCCUUUAAGGAAUCUAGACUCUCUUAUUCGAGUUCUUGUCAGAAGAAAAGGAGAGAUUUUCCUGUGUUGAUUUGUACUGUGAAGAAUUGUUCGUUUUGUUUGUUGGAAUGUUCCUGCUAAUGUCAAACAUUAUUUGCCACGAAAUUUAUCAUGUUUGAAUA
This is a messenger RNA of Tarenaya hassleriana, 2270 nucleotides long. RefSeq names its product probable beta-D-xylosidase 6. Gene Ontology annotation, biological process: arabinan catabolic process; xylan catabolic process. Lineage: Eukaryota; Viridiplantae; Streptophyta; Magnoliopsida; Brassicales; Cleomaceae. The transcript has 3 exons. Gene Ontology annotation, cellular component: plant-type cell wall. The record is from RefSeq and is a predicted model, not a curated record. The coding region runs from base 559 to 957 and encodes 132 amino acids. Gene Ontology annotation, molecular function: xylan 1,4-beta-xylosidase activity; alpha-L-arabinofuranosidase activity.